This is a messenger RNA of Parasteatoda tepidariorum (common house spider), 379 nucleotides long. RefSeq lists its product as uncharacterized. Gene Ontology annotation, biological process: mitotic cell cycle; regulation of G2/M transition of mitotic cell cycle; metaphase chromosome alignment. Gene Ontology annotation, cellular component: nucleus; spindle pole; chromosome, centromeric region. The record is from RefSeq and is a predicted model, not a curated record. Gene Ontology annotation, molecular function: dynein complex binding; microtubule binding. NCBI's taxonomy places the organism in Eukaryota, Metazoa, Arthropoda, Arachnida, Araneae, Theridiidae.
AUAUUACGAAAACUAAUCAUUUUUAUUCUUCUUCAGCAAGAUGGAUUGGGCUUCUUCUGAAUGGAAGCAGAACUUGACUCCACUUGCUGUUCAAAAAGUAAAUGCUUUAGAGGAGAAAGUUCAAAGAUUGCAAAAAGAAAGAGACCAGAAACAGAUUAGAUUAGACUGGCUAAAUGUGGAAUUAGAGAAAGAGCAGCGUAAAGUUGAAAAAAAGAAUCAAGAUACUUUAAAUGCUCAAAAAGAAUUACAAUCAGUUGAAAAUGUCUGCAAAGAUUUGGAAAGCAAACAUCAAAAGCUUAUGGCUGAACUACAAAAUAGAGAUUCACGAAUAGGUUCACUUGAAGGAUUGUUGUCUAAAGCAAAACAAGAUAAUUGCAAG